CCAACUGAGGCCAAUGUAGCUGACCGACCUUCCAGGAGAUAUUCAUCACUUGCACAGCCUUUCCUUGACUGCAGCUCGACAAACUGGAUACCGGAGAGCGUCCUCGCCCGUUGGCUUAACCUCGUAAUAUAGCCAUGGAUCUGCUGCUUUCUACCGAGACCAUGGACAAUACACUGCAUCGCGCCGAAGCGAUCCUGCAUUACGUCUACCCUCUUGCCGUGUUUAUCUACUUCGCUGCCUCGUCAGCCGUCGUUCUUUGUGCGCUGCAGAACCCCUCCUUAAAACCACCGCCCGUCAGAAUCAAGCUCAUCUGGUAUUUCUUGCUCCUGUUCAUCAGUCUGUAUGGAGUGCAGAUUGUGCUCAAAAUUGUUGAAAUUCUGGUCUGGUCACACUGGCCUGCUCAAUCUACCAUUAUUGGCCUACUUGCAUGCGUACUUGUCUUUGGAGUGCAACAAAACAGCUUUGGGGAUGCGGCAGACAUUGUCUGGUAUCCGUACUAUGGCUCCUGGGUCCUGGCGUCCUUGUUUGAACCUGCUAUUGCUGUUUCGCAAUUUCUCGCCGCAAAUGAUGCUUCUACCAUUAGUCUCGAUGCCCAUCCUGAAGUUGAGUUACCGGCAUUUAUUCGCCUGGAUGCUGCUUUGUCCAUUGUCCGUUUCGUUAUUAUCACUGGUGUCAUCCUGAUAUACUUCUCAUCUCACUGUCGCAAUGAUACAGAUAGCUCUGAUGAGGAAAGGUCCCCGCUGAUCCCCAAGUCUGACCAAAGAGCAAGCAAUGGCAAUGGAUCAGCCGAUAGUGGCUACGGGACUAGUUCCGAGGCUGCCAACACUGAUGCGACCAAUACGGAAACAGUCAACUCUCCCACAGAACCCGAAUCCCCCUGGGAGCGUCAACAGCGUCUCCUCCGGGAAAAGAUGGAGAAACGUUUAAAAAGUGAAGGAAGCUGGAUCGCAUAUGUUAAGGGUUUCAUGGUAUUCUUCCCCUACAUUUGGCCAGUAGGAAGUCGUCGUUUGCAAAUCCAUGUCGUUCUCGUAGGGCUAUGCCUGCUCGCAGGCAAUGGACUCAACUUCCUCAUUCCUCGCCAGUACGGUGUUGUACUGGAUUCACUGGGUGGCGCAUCAAAAGAAAGCCCCUGGGUUCAGGUCACGAUAUUUGCAGCUCUCCGAGUCCUCUCGUCUGAAGCAGGCCUCCCCCUGAUCAGAAACCUACUCUGGAUGCCGGUUGAGUAUUACUCCCAGGAGGCACUGAGCGUCGCGGCAUACUCUCAUGUUAUGAACUUGUCAUCCGAGUUCCAUGAUAGCCAGAGCUCGUCCGACAUUCAGGUGGCUAUUUCAAAUGGGUAUCAUCUCACUAGUCUACUUGAAUCGAUCUGCUUCCAGGCAAUCCCUAUGGUUAUUGAUCUGGUCGUGGCCUUUACUUACCUAUCGGUCAAAUUCGGUCCCUAUGAGGGCUUCAUCACAAUCGCUACAGGCCUAGCAUUCAUUCAGUCCGCAGCUCAGCUGAUUUCAAGGUUCAAGGAGAAGAGAAAGAAGGUGGUCAGCACAUAUUUCGAAGAGCACUACACUCGUCAGGCUGGUAUCCAGGGUUGGUAUACUGUGAGCGCCUUCAAUCAAGUUCCGUACGAAGAAGGUCGGUAUAGUAAAGCUGUGAAGUCCCAGGUGACGGCGUAUAAGUCUAUUUACUUGGGAUACCUAGUUGGGCAAGCAUUCCAAUACCUGAUUCUCACUGCGGGCUUACUUGCUGGCGCAUUUUUGGCUGUCUAUCAGAUCAUUCACAAAAAAGCCACACCUGGUGAUUUCGUUAUGUUAUUGACAUAUUGGGGCCAGCUCACAUCGCCUCUUCAAUUCUUCUCCACAAUGGGACGAAAUAUUAGUCAGAGCCUGGUCCAAGUCGAACGUCUCCUUGAGGUGAUGCUAACAAAGCCAACUGUUGUCGACAAACCUGGUGCUCGGCCCUUGAAACUAAAGGGUGGAAAAGUCGAAUUUCGCAAUGUCAGCUUUAGUUACGACAAGAAGAAGGACAUCUUGAAGGGCGUAAAGCUGUCUGCACCACCAGGUACCACUGUUGCUUUUGUAGGGGCAACGGGGGCUGGCAAGUCGACUAUAUUCAAGGUUCUCGAUCGUUUCUACGAUGUGACCGGUGGUUCAAUCCUAAUCGAUGGACAGGAUAUCCGAGACGUCACAUUAUCUAGUUUACGACGUUGUAUCGGGAUUGUGCCCCAGUCUCCGAUUCUCUUUGACGAUACUGUGAUCAACAACGUCAGAUAUGCCCGGUUAGAUGCUUCCGAUGAAGAGGUUUACAGCGCCUGUAAAGCAGCUGCCAUACAUGACCAGAUCAUGGGAUUUACUGAAGGAUAUAAAACCCGAGUUGGAGAACGUGGCGUAAAAUUGUCUGGCGGGGAGCUGCAACGAGUCGCGAUAGCUCGAGCUAUACUCAAAAAUCCCGAGAUCGUCCUCCUAGAUGAGGCGACAAGUGCUGUUGAUACUGACACUGAACAAAAGAUUCAGGAAGGAUUGCGCGCGCUAUGUGAUAAUCGUACAACGUUUAUUGUGGCUCAUCGCCUCUCAACGGUUAUGAAUGCUGACAUAAUCUUCGUUGUGGCUAAUGGCCAGGUCGUGGAGCAAGGCAGCCACGAGGAACUGGUUCUUAAGAAUGGCAAAUAUGCAGAACUUUGGUCCAAACAGAUCUUUGUGAAGCCUAAAGAGCGAAAAGAAAGCACAGAAGAUGCCGAAACAACUUUACAACCUACCGAGCAGAAGCAUGAGGCAACUGACGAGGAAAUGAGUGAGGCCAGUCGUUCAGAGGCAUUAGUAUCGCUCUCUACAGUGGAGGAAGGCGGAUCAGAGACAGGUGGAUCGGAUGUAGCUGGCGGCGAGGGUGGGAAUACUCCGGUGGCGCACAAGAAAGAGGUAGAUCUGUCAAAUGAUCAAUCUUGA
Messenger RNA from Xylaria bambusicola, 2933 nucleotides. RefSeq lists its product as uncharacterized. Gene Ontology annotation, molecular function: ATP binding; ABC-type transporter activity; ATP hydrolysis activity. The record is from RefSeq and is a predicted model, not a curated record. Lineage: Eukaryota; Fungi; Ascomycota; Sordariomycetes; Xylariales; Xylariaceae. Bases 135 to 2933 code for a protein of 932 amino acids. Gene Ontology annotation, cellular component: membrane. The transcript has 5 exons. Gene Ontology annotation, biological process: transmembrane transport.